AUGCCUCGUCCAGGGAGAAACACGUACAGCGACCAGAAGCCUCCUUACUCCUACAUCUCCCUCACUGCCAUGGCGAUCCAGAGCUGCCCGGAGAAGAUGCUGCCUCUCAGUGAUUACAAGUUCAUCAUGGAUCGAUUCCCUUAUUAUAGAGAAAACACUCAGAGGUGGCAGAACUCCCUGCGACACAACCUGUCCUUCAACGACUGUUUCAUUAAAAUACCCCGACGUCCAGAUCAGCCAGGCAAAGGCAGCUUCUGGGCUCUGCACCCCAGCUGUGGGGACAUGUUUGAGAAUGGAAGUUUCUUGAGGCGACGCAAAAGGUUCAAGCUGUUGACUUCGACUGAUCAUUUGGCCCCAAGCAAGCAGUCGGAUGCUGCACAUUACCUCCAACAACAAGCCAAACUGAGACUGAGUGCACUGGCAGCCACUGGCACGCAUCUUCCCCAAAUGUCAACUUACAACCUGGGAGUGUCCCAGUCCUCAACCUUCAAGCAUCCAUUUGCCAUCGAGAACAUCAUUGCCAGAGAGUACAAGGUCCCUGGGAGCCUGGCCUUCUCCACCAUGCAGUCCAUGUCUGCUGGGUACCCACUCCACAACCAGCUGACUUCAUGGCCCCACAUGUACAGCUCCAGCAUGAUUGACACUGUGGCCCCUAUCUCCAUGGCAGGCAGCGACUACAGUCCUUAUGGGAUGCCUCUCAAGUCCCUGUGCCAUGGGGGACAGUCCUUACCGACCAUGCCUGUUCCAAUCAAGCCAACACCGACUUCCAUGGCUGGUUUCUCUGCAUUACCUCCACACAUUCCCACGUUUCUAUCAAACUCUCCACAGUCUCUGAGCCCGACGUCCCCACAGACAGCGACCAGCCAAAGCAGCCCUUCCACCCCAAGUGAGACUCUGACCAGCCCGUCCACACUGCAGUCUGUGGCCGUGCACUGA
Messenger RNA from Anoplopoma fimbria (sablefish), 936 nucleotides. RefSeq names its product forkhead box B1a (gene foxb1a). The record is from RefSeq and is a predicted model, not a curated record. Gene Ontology annotation, molecular function: DNA-binding transcription factor activity, RNA polymerase II-specific; RNA polymerase II cis-regulatory region sequence-specific DNA binding. Lineage: Eukaryota; Metazoa; Chordata; Actinopteri; Perciformes; Anoplopomatidae. Gene Ontology annotation, biological process: regulation of transcription by RNA polymerase II; cell differentiation; anatomical structure morphogenesis.